Messenger RNA from Cloeon dipterum, 2712 nucleotides. RefSeq names its product ring and YY1 binding protein (gene RYBP). Gene Ontology annotation, biological process: positive regulation of DNA-templated transcription. The transcript is spliced from 4 exons. NCBI's taxonomy places the organism in Eukaryota, Metazoa, Arthropoda, Insecta, Ephemeroptera, Baetidae. Bases 27 to 626 code for a protein of 199 amino acids. Gene Ontology annotation, molecular function: transcription coregulator activity; DNA binding. The record is from RefSeq and is a predicted model, not a curated record. Gene Ontology annotation, cellular component: nucleus.
GGCUUGCACCUACUACUCCAUUUUACAUGGUCUCCCGCGACACAAAUAUUUUUCCUCGCUCCUGUUCCGCCGAGAUCAGCCUGAGCAAAAUGAGGAGAUUAAUUGGAUUAAAGAUGAAGAUGAAGAUGCCUCCCACUCAUUUGAGCAGUCUGGAGGAGAGAACAAAGCGGAAAGCAUUGGAAGAAAACUACUGGGAUUGCAGUGUUUGUACAUACAGAAAUAAUGCCGAAGCGUUCAAGUGCCUGAUGUGCGACAUACGAAAAGGGACUUCCACCAGGAAGCCCAGAAUCAAUCCGCAGCUGGUGGCACAACAAGUUGCUCAACAGUUUGCCCCAGCAGCGCCCAAAAUCAAGAAGGAAGGCGGCAAGUCAGACAAAAAAUCUUCAGAUAAAUAUUCCAAGAAGGGAAAGCUGCUAUCGAGACUGAAGAAUGUGGACCGGAGUAGUGCACAACAUCGAGAAGUUACGGUGAACAAUGUGACUGUGAUUAUCACCGAGUACAAACCGAAACUGGCCAACUCGGACCAGUCGGGACAGUCGAGUAGUGCGUCGUCCGAGAUGAGUCACUCCGAGUCGAGCACGGACGCGCGCAGCAACGACCUGGGCACCGACUCGCGAAGCUCAUAACAGCCACAGCUCAAUUUAAUUCCACUGCUUACUUGCUCGAUCCCUUGAUAGAUUACCGCUGCUACGAUGAAUUCUGAUAUCAAGUUUUCGCACCAAGGCUCCGAAUUUUAAUCAUUUUCGUUUGUAACUUACAUUUUAGCAUAAAAUCAUCUUACUUAUAGGCCGCAAAUAAUUGUCUUUUCUUUAAAAAUUGGUGGAAAAUUCGACUGUUUCGGAGUCCUGUUUCUCAUUCACUGCCAUGCAAACAGAAUCAAGUCCAGCAGAGCUGCAAAUUUUGUUUUUUUUCGUCUAUCGACGCAUCCGUGUGCAAAGACUGCGAGAAUACUCCGUUUUCCUUGUGUCUCUCAUCGUCGUGUUAACAGCUAGAAAUACGUGCGCGCGUGUGCCAUCUCGUUGUUCCACUGAGUGUAUCAUAAUAGUGCUCUAAAGUUUAGUUCCUCUCUCACGUUGUGUGCGUUGCUCGAGAUUGAUCGUUUUUAAAUCAGUUUUGACCCCCCAUAAUCCGUUUGCUUUAUCUGUUGCUAGCGUAGUCAGUAUGUCUGAGGUGGUGAUGCAUCAUUUUUAAUAAUAAUUGUUUCAAUCCGGAAACACCUGUGUAGUGCGUGGUGGCGCUGGUGGUCCGCUCAUUUCCGCCAAAUCGGCUUUUCAGAGUGGAAAAUUUUUCCGAACCGUGGGAAAAUAAAAACCGAAAUCUAGCUGUUGCGUCAAAACAAAUUCAGAAAUUCAGUGACGUCGUUUCUAUUACUGUUUUGUAGGGUUUCCACGAUAAUUUGCAGUGGUGAUUUAUUUUGCAGCCAGAAAAAUAAAUUACAACUUGAAUAAUUGGAUGCAUAUUAGUUGUUCCCUUAGCCAAAAAGUAUGAAUUCUUUUAUUGAGUGUUUUGGUCUUUAAAACGAGGCUAGCCAAUUUGCCAAACUUAAAAACUAAAUUUCACCAAAUAUUUAUUCAUCUACGCCCUUUAGCCCAGUUUAUAUGUUGAGUUUAAAUUGCUAAUAUUUUUAAAUUUAUUUUAUUUGGUUAAUUUGCAUUCAUCCAUCAACUUUAACCAGUUUUUUUUGCACAAUUCGGCUCGUUUGAAGUCAAUUAAUUGGUAUAUAAUUAUAUUUUUAUCGAUUUAUUGGAAAUUUUCAGUGCCAGUCAUUGCUCUCUAUUUGCCAAUUUGGGUUCCCCAACAUCUUCGUACAAAUAUUUUUUAAGUUUACGAAAAAGCAGAUUUUUUAUUAAAUUUUUUAAAAUUAAUUUGGCCUCUUUAUGUUUUCGGACGAAAAAUUAGUUGAUAACAAGGAAAUGAUGUCUACAAAAAAUAGAACCCACAGCUAUUAUUAAUAAUUGCAUUCCUUCUGAUUUUAAGAUUAGAAAACUGGAGCCUCUAACAAAAAUAAUAAAUCAGAUUAUUGGCAAUGACGUCACUGAGGACGCCUCUCUUUAGCUAUCUUUGUUCUGACGCAAUUUAGAUCUCCGGUCCUACGACCCACAUUAAUAUUCGACUUCAGAUUUGAAAUUUUUUAAAGAUUAUCAGUGCCGCCGCAAGAAUUGCUUAGUAAUAAUAGUUAUAUAUCACUGAAAGAGCUACAUGCUCGCAAUUGAACAGAACUCAGGACAAAAACCACUAAAACUGUAAAUUUGUCACAUAUAAAUAUUAUUUUUUACUUGAAUUCACCGUCAAUUCUGACAAAAUCUAGUUUCAAAGUAGCGAAUGAAAACUGCAUUUUCACCCCCUCCCUACAGAAAGAAUUACUGCUGUGUGUUGAAGGAAGUAAAAGAGGCUGGAUGCGCUGUUAAAGUUGGUUACCAAAAUGUGGAAGGAGGAGAGAGUCACCUCUCUCUUGUGCCGAGUGAAGUGCUUACUUGAAAGAACUUUGUGCGAUACAAAUCAAGAUACUCUGCGUGUGUUAUUCUUGUCAAAAUUCCAAAUGUCGUGCAUUUAUCGAAUUCGGAUGGAGGCGUGCUGGAAGGAGUGGCGGUCAAAGGGUACUUUAUUACACUGUGCGAUGCAUGGAUACUGGUAUUUUUAUCGUUUCUGCGUUUACUCAGCCAAUCAUCAGAACAUUGAAUAGAAUAAAUCGAAACUGUAUUGAUACAAAAA